AAAUUCUGAAAAAAACAAAAAUCAGAAAGAAAAUGUAUAUAAACGUAUUUUAAUCGCUUGCCUUCUUCUUUGAGUCUCUCUCUUCUCCUCCUCUUGCUUGAGAGUUCUCGGAAAUCCUGAAUUUGCGUUUUCCAAGGAAGAAUCACGGAAAAAGUAGACCAUGAAUCGCUUUUAAGGGAAGGCGAGAAUCAAACAGGACUAAAAUUUGAUCCAUAAGUGUCCUGCCGGUGCUCCUUAAAGAGCUGUUUUUUGUGAUUUUUCUUUCUUUUGCUAACUCGCCGCCAGUAACUCGUUAGGAAAUUCUCUAUGGCUUUAGAUACUUUGAGGUCCGAAACAAAUAAGCAAAGGCUUGGUCUUAUAAAAGAUCAAGUUCAAUUGGUAAAAAGGAAGGAUGCUGGACGAUAUGAAAUGGUCCCUAUCCGAGAUAAACUAUCAUUUGAGAAGGGUUUCUAUGUUGUAGUCCGUGCAUGUCAAAUGCUUGUCCAGAAGAACGAUGGACUGAUAUUCAUAGGACUAGCUGGCCCUUCUGGAGCGGGAAAGUCUUUAUUUGCUGAGAGGAUACUUGACUUUAUGCCCAGUGCAGCUGUUAUAUCAAUGGAUAACUAUAAUGAUGCUAGUAGACUUGUUGAUGGAAAUUUUGAUGACCCACGUUUGACUGACUAUGACACAUUGCUCCAGAAUAUACGUGACAUGAAGGAUGGGAAGCAAGUUGAGAUCCCCAUAUAUGAUUUUAAGGCUAGUUUACGCACAGGAUACAGGACACUUGAAAUUCCUAGCUCUCGCAUUGUAAUAAUUGAGGGUAUAUAUGCUCUUAGUGAGAAGCUGCAACCCUUACUGGAUCUUCGUGUAUCUGUUACCGGUGGGGUGCACUUUGAUCUUGUUAAACGAGUUUUACGUGACAUACAACGUGCAGGGCAAGAACCACAAGAAAUUAUCCACCAGAUAUCUGAAACGGUAUACCCAAUGUAUAAGGCUUUUAUUGAGCCGGACCUCCAAACAGCACAUAUUAAGAUCAUCAACAAGUUCAACCCUUUUUCUGGGUUCCAAUCUCCAACUUAUAUUUUAAAGUCAACAAAGAAAGUGACAAUAGAUCAUGUCAAGAGUGUCAUGCUUGGGGAAUACACAGAAGUAAUAGAACAAAUUUAUGACAUAUAUCUUCUCCCACCUGGUGAAGAUCCAGAAUCAUGCCAGUCAUAUUUGCGGAUGCGAAACAAAGAUGGAAAAUACAAUCUCAUGUUUGAGGAAUGGGUUACAGACCCCCCAUUUAUCAUAUCCCCGAGAAUAACUUUUGAAGUUAGUGUGCGUCUUCUUGGUGGCUUGAUGGCCUUGGGUUACAAGUUAGCUGCCAUCUUGAAGAGAAAUAGCCAUGUAUUUACAGAUGAAAGGAUCUGCGUGAAAAUAGACCAGUUAGAACAAUUGAACCGUCAGUAUGUCCAGGUGCUAGGGAAAGAGCGUGUCAUUGUUAAGAAUGUGGCUGAGGAGUUGGGAUUGGAUGGUUCAUUUGUUCCACGAACUUAUAUUCAACAAAUACAGCUGGAAAAGCUAGUAAACGAUGUUAUGGCUCUACCAGAUGACUUAAGGACAAGGCUAAGCAUUGAUGAGGAUCUAGUAUCAAGUCCUAAAGAGGCUCUAUCUCGAGCAUCUUUGGAGAUGCUGUCCAUGAGAAAUGAUAAUAUUAUGUGUGGCAUGUCUCGUUCAUUCUCAACGCAAGGGGAUAAAAGUCUUUCCAAAGUUACUGGAUAUGUCAUGAAUGGUCGUAGUAGGAACACAGAGGAACAAGUUACUUCGUCAAACCAGGGCGAAGUUACACAACUAUCAGAACAAAUCUCCACUCUAAAUAAUAGGAUGGAUAAGCUCAUGGUUCAGGUUGAAGAGCUGAAUAACAAGUUCGACAGCAAAAGGGAUUCUUCAGUCAGCCCAAACGGUUUUUUUCUGCAACCUGAAGUUUGUAAUGGUUCUGUUUCCACAUCAUAUUUCAUCCCUGGUUUAGGCAACAGUUCUUUGCCUAAUUCCUUAUCGUGUUCUCAGUUAACAAAAGAGUCUCCUUUGAUGGAAGAGAUAACAAAUAUUGGAAGAGCACAGAGAAAAAUUGGGCAUCAGUUAGAGAAUCUUGGAAGCCUUAUGCAGAUUAACAUCAAAGAAGGAAAGAACAAUCAAACAAAAUCCAAGAGAAAAGACUCGAUCCUAAUAAUAGAGCGACCCAUUCGGGUUUCUUUGAUUCUAACAUUGGUGAUUGGCGGUCUGGGAAUUGUCUUAUUCAAGAUCAAGUCAUAAUACAUAUUCAUCAGAAAUUUUCAUAUCUAUAGUUUUCAUUUUUCUUAAUGUUUUCAUUUUGAUCCAAGUCCACACUUGUGAUGAGAGAAUGGUGAUUUCAGGCUUUAACUUGCUCAAAAUAGGUUUUUCUUUAUAAGAUUU
Molecule: messenger RNA, 2415 nt
Organism: Impatiens glandulifera
Lineage: Eukaryota; Viridiplantae; Streptophyta; Magnoliopsida; Ericales; Balsaminaceae
Product: inorganic pyrophosphatase TTM2-like
Exons: 12
Coding region: 307-2274 (655 amino acids)
Cellular component (GO): cytoplasm
Molecular function (GO): ATP binding; kinase activity
Source: RefSeq, a predicted model, not a curated record